Molecule: messenger RNA, 1608 nt
Organism: Penicillium antarcticum
Lineage: Eukaryota; Fungi; Ascomycota; Eurotiomycetes; Eurotiales; Aspergillaceae
Product: unc-93 family MFS transporter
Exons: 3
Coding region: 1-1608 (535 amino acids)
Biological process (GO): transmembrane transport
Molecular function (GO): transmembrane transporter activity
Source: RefSeq, a predicted model, not a curated record
AUGGCGAAGGAACAGAAGCAGGAGAUGUCGGAGUAUGAUUCUGCGAGGGCCCCGGAUCCCGAGUCUGGCGUGGAUCAGGCCGUGUUAGGGCCGGCGUGGAUGUACAAGCCAAUCUUCAAACUGGGCAAAUGGGAGGCCCCGUACUUUGCCUCGCCCGAGUUCCAACUAUACCUGGUGUCGUUUGUCUGCUUCCUGUGUCCGGGCAUGUUCAAUGCUGUCAGUGGUCUCGGUGGCGGUGGCCAGGUCAACGCGACCGAUGUGAACAACUCCAACACUGCGCUCUACAGUACCUUUGCCGUCGUGGGCUUCUUCGCCGGCUCAAUUGCCAAUCGAAUUGGCCUGCGAUUGACCCUAUCGAUGGGCGGCUUGGGAUACUUCCUCUAUGUGGCCUCCCUCCUCUCCUACAAUAUCAACCAGAACUCCGGCUUCUUGAUCUUCGCUGGAGCUUUCCUCGGUGUCUGUGCGGGUCUCCUGUGGUGUGCGCAGGGUGCGGUGAUGCUGAGUUACCCCCAAGAACAUGAGAAGGGCAAGUAUAUUGCUGUGUUCUGGGUUAUUUUCAACCUGGGUGGUGUCAUUGGCAGUUUGGUUCCCCUCGGUCAAAACAUGCACUCCACCGCCGGUAGUGUCAACAAUGGCACCUACAUUGCCUUCCUGGUCCUCAUGGCCAUCGGCUUCGUGCUCUGUUGGUGUCUUGCCGAUUGCAAGUAUAUCAAGCGCAGAGACGGUUCCCGUGUGAUUGUGAUCAAGAAUCCAACCUGGAAGUCCGAGUUCGUCGGACUGUGGGAGACUCUGAUCAACGACUCAUACAUUAUCCUCAUGUUCCCCAUGUUCCUGGCCAGUAACUGGUUCUACGGAUAUCACUUCAACUCCGUCAACCUGGCCUAUUUCAAUGUCCGCACCCGCGCCCUGAACAGUCUGCUUUACUGGCUGAUGCAGAUGGUGGGUGCUUUCAUCUUCGGUCAGCUUCUGGAUCUGAAGUGUCUCUCGCGUCCCUGGCGUGCCAAGCUCAACUUUGGUAUUCUGCUGGCUGUCACCAUGGGUAUCUGGGGUGGUGGAUAUGCCUUCCAGAAGCAAUAUACUCGCGAAAGCGGUUCUAUUGAUACCGAUUUCACCGACAGUGGCUAUAUUGGACCUAUGUUCUUGUACAUGUUCUAUGGAUUCUACGAUGCUGCUUUCCAAACCUGUACCUACUGGUACAUGGGCUCUCUUUCCAACAAUGCCCGCAAGUUGGCCAACUUUGCUGGUUUCUACAAGGGUAUCCAGUCUGCCGGUGCUGCCGGCAUGUGGAGCAUGGAUGCCAAGAAAACUGCCUAUAUGACCGAAUUUGCCUCCUGCUGGGGUCUGCUCGUCGGCAGUAUGCUGGUUGCCUCUCCUGUAAUCUUCUUCAAGAUCAAGGAAAGUACCGCUGUCGAAGAUGACUUGCGAUUCUCCGACGAAACAGCCAAGGACGUCCUCGGCACUACCACUGAGUUGUCCGAGUUCGAGAAGCCUCAAACAGAGACACACACCCCCACUGAACUAUCCGAGUUCGAGAAGCCUCAAACACAGACACACACCCCCACUGAGACUCUCCGCGACUCCAACGAUGAGCCCACCCCCAAAGCCUGA